Molecule: messenger RNA, 1029 nt
Organism: Parnassius mnemosyne (clouded apollo)
Lineage: Eukaryota; Metazoa; Arthropoda; Insecta; Lepidoptera; Papilionidae
Source: the annotation of a GenBank genome assembly
AUGGUCACGUGGAUGCGUCUCGCCUAUCCUCACCUGGUGACAGCUGCAUUCUCAGACAGCGGUCCACUACACGCGCAGGAAGAUUUUCCAGAAUAUCUGGAAGUCAUAACGGAGGCCCUACGCACUCAAGGCAGUGAAGAGUGUGUUACAAGCAUUGCAGAAGCUGUCGAGAAAAUGGUGCAGCAGCUGGCCACAGAGAGCGGGGCUAAUACAAUCUCGGAAAUGUUCAACACCUGCUCACCCAUUAAUGGCUCCAAUCCACUGGACGUAGCCACGUUCUUCUGGUUUGGCAUCACGGAGACGUUCGCCUCCCUCGUCCAGUACGCCACGCCUGGCGUCAUACCAGCAGCGUGCAAUGUUUUGACCAAUGCCAACGUUACGGACCCUGUGCGCCGUUUAGCCAACUGGAUAACUGCCCAGUCCAUGACGCAACCGUGCAUUGAGAGCCGCUACAGCGAGCAGGUGGCCGCGCACACCAACACCAGCUACGACUCACACCAGGCUGUCAUGCGCCUGUGGACGUACCAGACUUGCGUGGAGUACGGCUGGUACCAGACAACGAGCAGUUCCCGCCAGCCAUUCCUCUCCACUGUACCUCUGCAGUACUUCCAUCAGAUGUGCAAGGAUUUCUUCUCUACAUAUUUCGACGAGAAUCUCCUACAAUCGGGAAUACAGCGCACAAACCUUCUUUUCGGUGGACUGUCACAAUUACCGGACUACGUGGUGUCGGUAGCCGGCGGACACGAUCCCUGGUCACCUAUGGGGCCCAAUGCCACAAAUGCAACUCCUUUAGCGCCUGUUUAUCUGGUGCCUAGGGUUUCCCAUUGCCGGGCUAUCAGACCUACAGGUGAAAGUGAGACAGAAGAAUUGGAAGCGACUAAGCAAGCAGUUCUGCGCAACAUGCAGGAGUUCCUGGACGGCAGACCACCUUCGCCAAUCGAAAGCUCAGCAGCCACUUUAACUCCAAUUGCCUUCACUUUAGCUACUGCUAUUAUAGUUUUGUGUAAUUCUCGGUUUGCAUUACUGUAG